Molecule: messenger RNA, 1519 nt
Organism: Pseudo-nitzschia multistriata
Lineage: Eukaryota; Bacillariophyta; Bacillariophyceae; Bacillariales; Bacillariaceae
Source: the annotation of a GenBank genome assembly
AAUACAAUUUCUUGCGAACAAGAUUUUCGGGUUUCGGAUGCUGUACCCAAGCCCCCAACCUUCCUGGCCGUACGGUACCAUACCGUACUGAGUACCGUACUGUAAUAGCGGUAGUACUUUUCCGUAUUACGUACCGAUAGAAUCGAAUCAAUCGUUGUGAAAUCGCUUUCGAACACGAUACCUGUACUACCAGACAGAAUGCAUCGCACCGGUCGGCGACGCAAGACAUUACAAACCAGAUACGGGUGCGCAGCGGAGAAUGCUUUCAUCGCAAUGGACCGGCAUCGUGCUUCGAAUGGCUAGGGUGCGACCGCUCGGGCCGAAUGCCUCGGGCUGCAUUUCUAAAACUAGACUAUGCCUCGCUGCCACCGAGUGCGGCGACGGUUGUUCGGAGCCGUCGGCUGGCCGUUUCCGGAGACAGCAAUAUCCUAGAUAUUUCUCGUCAUCGGGUGCUGGGGUGAAACCUAGCAACACAGGAAAAGGCACAAAUUUGAUUCGCCUCACGAAGCGCAUGGGAGAGCUAGACAUGUUCAGCCGCAGGGAGGCCGAUCGAUUGAUCCAGGACGGCCGUGUGCUCUUGGAUGGUGAGGUGGUAGAGGUUGGACACAAGGUGCCCCCGGAUUUGCAAGCCGAUCGCAUUUUUGUCGUUGAUGAAGGAGGAAGCUCAGCUGGACACACGAAUCAAAGGCACACUACUGGCGAUGUGGUGACCGCCGUGGUUUUGAACAAACCUCUGGGGUAUGUCUCGGGGCAGGCCGAGCACGGCAAUCCCCCGGCGAUAAGGCUGCUCACGAAGCGGAACCGCGCAUGGGGCAAACACGACGACUACGACAGCGAUUGUGGUAGCGAUACCAGGCACUGGAAGGGCUUUGCCCCUGCGGGCCGCCUCGACCGGCUCUCUACGGGUCUCCUGGUCUUUACCAGCAACGGCGUCCUUGCGAAGAAACUCAUCGGGGCGGCCUCCACCAUCGAAAAGGAGUAUAUUGUCGAUUUGGAGCCAGCCCUUCGCCCGACAAAGAUGGAGCGCUCUAUCGAUCCGAGCUACGUUCCACCCCCUCCAACGCUCGACCUCGCGGAGCUACGAAAAGGGGGCAGAUUCCUGCUGGGCGACGAGCAUCGGCCCCUGAAACCCUGCCCGCAGGUUGAGUGGAUUGGUGGUGCCGAGGGAGAGAACGAGACCCGACAACUGCGGAUUGUUCUCACCGAGGGGAGGAAGCACCAUGUCCGGCGAGUGUGCCGAGAGCUUCUGGGGCAGCACGUGGUAGGGUUGAGGCGGGUGCGGAUCGGCCCGAUCGAGCUGAUGCCCGACGACGGAGCGGCGGGAGGCGAGUCCCUGCCGGUGGGCUGCUGGAGGCCACUUCGCGAGGAAGAGUUAGAGGCUCUACUUCGAAGGCACGGGUAGUGUCGGAGUUGGUAUGGGUCUUUCUUUCGUGGCCGCCGUCCGCGGUAUGAGAUGGAUUCGAACGACAGUGCCAUGGUUUGCUCAGAUCCAUCCAUCACCUGCUACAACUUGUCACGA